GUCACUGCUUAUUGCCUUAACUCUGCCUCUCUCUCUCCCUCCAUUUCUCGCUCUCUCUCCUUUCUUCCCUCCACUCUCCUCUUCUUUUCUCCAUCGCUCUGUGACUGUUCAUUUUGAAAUUUUCCUCUCUUUUCUCUCCCUCUAUUUCCAGCUGUUUUUGGAGCGCGCUCUCUCUCUCUUUUGCUGGGGGAAGUUCUCUCCACCAAGUGUCUCAAUUUAACAGGAGCUCCCUCCCUCUCUCUCUUCCUCUCUCAGCCCCUUCCUCCUCCCCUUCGCCCGUGACAGAGCACACCUGCUUGGUCUUGGCUGCGCGCGCUCUCAGUGCAAUUAUCGCUCGGCCCCUUGCAGCACAGUGCAGAAGGCUCACAGUGAUUCAGCCUAUAGCCCCAACUGGAUAUUUGGAAGGAAGACCAUCUGACCUCGGCGCACUCUAACUCUCUCGCUCUCUCUCCCACACUUCUGAAGAGCACAGGCUCCCGGACAAAGGCACCAUGAGGUCAGCCUGUCUCUCCCUGCUCCUGGUCACAGCGUGCUGGUCACUGCCCUUCCGCCAGUCGGGCUUCCUGGACUUCAUGAUGGAGGAUGAGGCGGGCUCUGGCUCGCCAGAGGUGCCCAUCGACCCCCGCGUGGACAUCCUCACCAUGCCCGAAGGACCCAAGUGCCCCUUCCGCUGCCAGUGCCACCUGCGUGUGGUGCAGUGCUCCGACUUAGGGCUGAAGAGUGUUCCAGAUGAGAUCCCUGCAGACAGCACCCUGCUGGACCUGCAGAACAACAAGAUCACUGAGAUCAAGGAGAAUGACUUCAAGACUCUGAAGGGACUCCAAACCCUGAUCCUGGUGAACAACCAGAUCACCACAAUCCACCCCAAGGCCUUCAUUCCCCUGGGCAAGCUGCAGCGCCUCUACCUCUCCAAGAACCACCUCAAGGAAAUGCCCGCCAACAUGCCCAAGAGCCUGCAGGAGCUUCGCAUCCAUGAGAACGAGAUCACUAAGAUCAAGAAGGCCUCCUUCGAGGGCAUGGCCCAGGUCAUCGUCAUGGAGCUCGGUUCCAACCCCCUGAAGAGUGCAGGGGUUGAGGCUGGGGCGUUCGGGGCCCUGAAGAAGGUCUCAUACAUCCGCAUUGCAGACACCAACCUGACAGAGAUCCCCAAAGGUCUGCCCUCCUCCCUCUCCGAGCUCCACCUGGACAGCAACAAGAUCACCAAGGUGCAGGCGGACAACCUGAAGGGCCUCAAGAACCUGGCUAAGCUGGGUCUAAGCUACAAUGAGAUCAGCCAGGUGGAGAACGGUUCUCUGGCCAUGGUUCCUCACCUCAGAGAGCUUCACCUGGACAACAAUGCCCUGACCACGGUGCCUGCAGGCCUGCCUGACCACAAGUACAUCCAGGUGAUCUACCUCCACAGCAACAAGAUAGGGGUGGUGGGCACCCAGGACUUCUGCCCACCAGGCUACAAUACCAAGAAGGCCAUGUACUCUGGCAUCAGCCUGUUCUCCAACCCCGUCCCUUACUGGGAGGUGCAGCCCAUCACCUUCCGCUGUGUGUUCGACCGCUCCGCCAUCCAGCUGGGCAACUACAGGAAGAAGUAGAGAAAAAGUAGUCCACCCCAGAGAGAGAGAGAGUUUGUGUGUGUGUGUGUGUGUGUGUGUGUGUGUGUGUGUGUGUGUGUGUGUGUGUGUGUGUGUGUGUGUGUGUGUGUGUGUGUGUGUGUGUGUGUGUGUGUGUGUGUGUGUGUGUGUGUGUGUGUGUGUGUGUGUGUGUGUGUGUGUGUGUGUGUGUGUGUGUGUGUACCGCAGGCCCCCAUCCACCCCACAACACUGAUCGGCAACGUUAUCCCCAUUUUAAAACCAUAGCGAACAUCCAAUACAGUUACAGUACUUAAUGUUCUCAUGAGCAAAGACAGAACAGUUACAAAACUCAGUACCAAACCUUCCAUAGGUGGCUUAGUAAUAACUCAAACCAGCUCUGUAUGCAAACAGUUGAUUUAUAAUAGUCCAUGUGCCAUUUGUACAUUUCAUAUUCAACAACAGUAAUCACUGGCAUUAUCCUGUAACAGGUCUUCCAUACACAAUAAACCGUCAACUCAUUAAAUACUGUAACACUACCUCAUGGUAGUUAUCUGUCAAAAAGAUCAACUUAAAGGGGAUCUCACCCACUUUUCAACCUCAUUUUCAUUAUCUCCAUUACAAUACCAUCGUCUACAUAUGUGAAAACGUCACAUUUCUAUGUUUUGGAGAAAACAAAUAUGAAGUUAAAAAGAUAUACCCAAUGACAUCAUCAAGAAAAUACCAUCAUCCCUCUGGCUAGAAACUCGUUGCAGGUUUUGAAAAGCACUGUUUGUUUUUCACUUUUAAGCCUACCCUGUGAUGUCACAGAGAAGCAGUUUAUUAGGACCUUUCUUCCUAUCUUUUUAACCACAGAUCAUAGACAAAACAACGUGUCGUUUUCACACAUGUAGACACUGAUAUGGUGCUGGAGAUAAUGAAUAUGAGGUUGAAAAGUGGCGGAAUUGUCCUUUAACAGAAGACUGUGCAUUGGUUUUGAAGUGUGUGCCCUCAGAUUGCAUGACUGAAAUGUUAUUUUGUGUGUGAAAGAAACAUUAUGAAAGACAACUAAAUAUUUUCAACAACAACAAAAAAUAUAUAUGACCACUUUGAAAAUAUGUACACGAUUAACCCUUUAAUACCUCACACAUGUCAGCGGGUUGAGAUUGGCUGAAAAAUUUUGACCGGUGUAGACCUUUUGUGUGCAACAAGCCUUUACGUGCAUAAAUCUGUGACAAUUACAGUAGGUAAGCUGACCUGCGGAGCGGGCAGCAAAGGGUUAACUCGUGUCUUAAUACCAUUAACACCAGCUAGGAUACUAGAAUGUACUAGAGUAUAUUUCCUGUGUAGUAGCUAGCGUUCAAAGUGUGCCUUUACAAUAUGUCGUACUAUUUGAAAGAAUUCCGAUUUUCUUUCUUUCACAUUGUAGUCAAUUGCCAUGUCUCCUGCUUGCUUCACUGUUGAUUUCAAUUUUGUUGUUUUUACUAAAUGUUCCAACAGUUUAAAGAUUUAAGAUUUUCCAUAAAGCAUUUAUUUCUUCUUCUUCACAUUCCAUUCCCCCAUCUGUCAUGUAACAUCAGCUCAUACAACCAAGAUGAAAAUAGCUCUUAAAGAUGUAGAAUAAACAAUAUAUACGUUCUGAAACAGAAGCCAUGCCCAAAGAUCUAUACGCAUGCUUUUCUUCUUUUGACUUGAAGCACGGUGGUGGUUUCUGGGAUGCCAUGCUAAUGCCUGUUUUCUUUCUCUUCGUUUUACUUUGCCUUUCUUUUUUCUUUUUUUGAAGUCUGAAGAGAAUUGGAGGCUGCAGGCGGACUGUCAUGCCUUCAGUGCCCAUGUUAGUGUGAAUGUUUGUAUGUAUAGACGCUGUAUAUAAAUGCUGUAUAAAAAAAACUCUCAUUGCUUAAAAGCACAAGCACUUACAGUAGUUCAGACUUAAUAUAUCAACAAUAAAGAUGUUCCCCUCUUUUUUCUGAGCAGGGGCUCCGCCUAAGGCAUCCUGAACCAAAUAAAAAUACCAAUUAAAAAGUA
Salvelinus fontinalis (brook trout) is the source of this 3569-nucleotide messenger RNA. Its product is annotated as decorin-like. Bases 492 to 1586 code for a protein of 364 amino acids. The record is from RefSeq and is a predicted model, not a curated record. The transcript is spliced from 8 exons. NCBI's taxonomy places the organism in Eukaryota, Metazoa, Chordata, Actinopteri, Salmoniformes, Salmonidae. Gene Ontology annotation, molecular function: protein binding.